AUGAAAUAGUUAGGCUCUCGUUUACCUUCUGCUAUUCACAGUAAAAGAAUUCUCACUUAGUUUACAACAGCAUUAGAUAUAAAUAGAAUCAACUUAAAAUCCCGUUCAGAAAUUAGAUACAAAACGGAAGGAACACUAAAAACAGAUAAUGGUACAUGCACUACUUUAGAUGAAUUUUUACCUAUUUUUGGAAUAAUUGAUUUAUGGACUAUUCUAGGCUAAAAAGAUUUUUAUUUUACAUAAUCUCCAAAAGAAAUAAAAUUACUACAGCAAGCAGAAAAUGAAAUAAAUUUGACUUUUAUGGAUAUCUAAAGUAUGAAUGUAGAAAUAGAAAGUGGAUACAUUAAUACUAAAGGAUAAAUAUGUUUUAAAUAAAUUGAGUUAUUAAAAUAAACCAAAUUACUCUAUAUAAGUCUAAAAUAGAGUUAAUAAUGUAUAUACAUAUGUUUGAUUUAAGGAAUGUAAUCAAAUUUAGAAGUAUAAUAAAAUUUAAAAAAAUUUUUACUGAAUGUUUGGAGAUGCGAAACUAGAAAAUUAUGUGCUGCAUGUUAUUUUGAAUUUAUACAUAUAUUGGUUUGGGAUUAUAUGAAACAAUAAACAUGGAUAAUAUCUGGAUAUGAUCUUGAUUUACAGCAUUUACUUUCUUGCCAAAAUUUCAGCAAUUCAAAUACAUUAUAUAGAGGGAAAAAACUGAGAAGAGUUCUUUUUACCAGUAAUGAAAAUUAGAUUAAAGUGAAAAAUCUAUCAUAGAAGCAAUCUUUUUAUUAACAGAAAUUGGUGAUAGAAGAUAAAAUAAAUUUUGUGAUGGAUUUUAUAAAACCAAUAAUUUAAGAGAAGGAUCGAAUAAAUGAUGUAGUUGUAAUGAAAAAGACAUUACUUAGACCAAAAUCGAGUGUCGAAAGAGCAAAGAAAAGAAAUUUAAAUUUGAUAACAAAAAUCUUCACUCCAAAGGAAAAUUAGAUUAGUAUAAAAAAUAAUAAUAUAUAUAAAUGAUUUCGCUUCCUUCAUUCAUCAAACAUUAAUUUGGUAUUCCUGAGAAACUCUUAAAGCAAAGAACAAAAAUGAUAAUAGAUACAGAUUCUGGUGGUGAUGAUAUUCAUGCUUUACUGACAGCAUUCGAUUUAGCAACUAAAAGAAAUAUUGAAAUAAUAGGUAUCACUUGCAUAAAGUAUAAAAAAUACCUAAAGUUUUAGUGGAAACUCUUUUAUAGAUGAUGGAAUUAAAAAUAUUACCAUUGUAUAAAAGAUUGCAGGAGUUACAAUACCAAUUUAUAAGGGAUGUGAUAGAAACUUGAAAUAAUAAAUAACUUUAAGUUCUAAAUUUUUUAGUGAUGAUGGAAUUAGUGGUCAUUAGGAAAAAUAUUUAAAGGAGCUAAACAUUUCUUAAUAUCCACUCUAGCCUGAACAUGCGGUUGAUUUUAUGAUAGAAAGUGCUCUAAAAUAUAAAGAUGAAUUAGUGAUCAUAAGUUUAGGAGCUCUUACUAAUAUAGCAUGUGCUAUGAUGAAGACAGCAGAUUUUGAAGAAAAUAUAGGAUUAAUAAUUGGUUUAUGUGGUAACAUUUUAGGAUUGGGUUUCAUGAAUAAUGGAGUGGCUGAAUAUAAUGUACAUACAGACCCUGAAGCUGCUCAUCUUGUUUUUAAGGUAUUAGCUAAGAAAUUGAUAGUAAUACCAUAUGAAGGAGUCAUCUCUGUGUCGGAAUUUACAGUAUUUUAUUAAUUAAAAUUAGAUAACUAAAGUAUUUGAAUAAGAUACAACUGUCAAAGGAAAAUUUGUCAAAGAAAUUUAUGAAGGAAUGAAAAAUACAAAUAAUCGAUACGAUAUUUAAGAUCCAUUAUGCAUACUUGUUGCCACUAUGCCAGAUAUUAUAACCGAAUAUGUUGAAAGACCAUGUAAUGUCAUUUUAGAAGGUGAAGGAAGAGGAAUGGUUUCUGUCAAAUGGCUAGAAAAAAAUCCAGAAGCAAGUAUUAUUUACUUAUGAUUAUAAAAUUAGAUUUGGUGACUUUCAUCUUAAAGGUAAAUGAGAAUCAAUUAAUCUAAACUCUUAGCAAUGUUGUAAAUUGAUUCAAAACAUAUAUUAUAAA
Molecule: messenger RNA, 2081 nt
Organism: Paramecium sonneborni
Lineage: Eukaryota; Ciliophora; Oligohymenophorea; Peniculida; Parameciidae
Source: the annotation of a GenBank genome assembly